Molecule: messenger RNA, 2886 nt
Organism: Darwinula stevensoni
Lineage: Eukaryota; Metazoa; Arthropoda; Ostracoda; Podocopida; Darwinulidae
Source: the annotation of a GenBank genome assembly
AUGGUUCCUCUGCCGCACUGUUUCGGAUUGAGUGAGCAGGAAGCGAAGGAUCGAUUAAUGAGAGAUGGACCUAACUCCCUCACCCCUCCGCCCACCACCCCCGAAUGGGUGAAGUUCUGCAAGCAACUCUUCGGAGGAUUUGCUUUGUUGCUUUGGAUCGGUGCUUUCCUCUGCUUCGUUGCUUAUUCCAUUCAGGCUGCUACCUUUGACGAACCUCCUGAUGAUAAUUUGUACUUAGGGAUUGUGUUGGCCGCCGUCGUCAUCAUCACAGGAUGUUUCUCCUACUAUCAGGAAGCCAAAAGCUCCCGUAUCAUGGAAUCUUUCAAAAACAUGGUUCCCCAGUAUGCCGUCGUCCAUCGAGGAAACCUGACUUUGACAGUACGAGCAGAGGAACUUGUCGUCGGCGACAUCGUAGAUGUGAAAUUCGGUGACCGUAUCCCUGCCGAUAUCCGCAUCAUUGAGGCUCAGGCUUUUAAGGUUGACAACUCCUCACUGACUGGAGAAUCUGAACCUCAGCCCCGCACUCCUGACUGCAAUAGUACGAACCCCUUGGAAACUCGUAAUUUGGCUUUCUUCUCCACCAAUGCUCUCGAAGGCAAUGCCAAAGGAAUUGUAAUUCGGACGGGGGACAACACUGUGAUGGGUCGAAUCGCAGGACUGGCAUCGGGUUUGGCCACUGGAGAAUCCCCAAUUUCUAAGGAAAUUAGUCAUUUCAUUUUCCUCAUCACUACAGUGGCCGUAGUCCUGGGUGUGAGCUUCUUCAUCAUCGCUUUCAUUCUGGGAUAUGACUGGCUAGAUGCUGUUAUCUUUUUGAUUGGUAUCAUUGUCGCCAAUGUUCCUGAAGGUCUGCUUGCAACUGUCACCGUGUGUCUUACGUUGACAGCUAAACGAAUGGCAUCCAAGAACUGCUUGGUAAAGAACUUGGAAGCCGUGGAAACAUUGGGAUCCACAUCAACAAUCUGUUCUGAUAAAACUGGCACUCUAACUCAGAAUCGAAUGACUGUCGCUCACAUGUGGUUUGACAAUCAGAUCAUUAAGGCUGAUACCACUGAAGACCAAACUGGAGCGGUGUAUGACAAGGAUGCUCCUGGCUGGAAGGCCCUAAUUCGAGUUGCUGCACUAUGCAGUCAAGCUGAAUUUAAAGGUGGUCAGGACAAUCUUCCCAUCCUCAAGAGAGGAGUGACUGGAGAUGCUUCGGAGGCUGCAAUCUUGAAAUCUGUUGAGAUGACUAUGGGAAAUGUGGGAAGUUACAGAAAGAGCCACAAGAAGGUCUACGAGAUCCCCUUCAACUCUACCAAUAAAUAUCAAGUGAGUAUCCAUGAGACAGACGAUCCCUACGACCAAUCAUACCUGCUGGUGAUGAAGGGAGCCCCCGAGCGUAUCAUUGAACGCUGUACCGAUAUCCUUAUAAACGGAACAGACAUGCCUAUGGAUGAUUACUGGAAAGAUGCAUUCAAUGCUGCCUACUUGGAGUUGGGCGGUCUCGGGGAGCGUGUUCUUGGAUUCUGUGACUUCAAACUCCCUUCGGACAAGUUCCCACCUGGCUAUCCAUUUGAUGCAGAUGAACAGAACUUCCCCCUGAAUGGGCUCCGGUUUGUCGGUCUCAUGUCUAUGAUCGAUCCUCCUCGAGCUGCGGUUCCUGAUGCCGUGUCCAAGUGUCGAUCAGCCGGAAUCAAGGUUAUCAUGGUCACUGGUGAUCAUCCCAUAACAGCCAAGGCCAUUGCCAAGUCCGUAGGCAUCAUCUCGGAAGGCAGUGAAACGGUGGAAGACGUAGCGAAUCGCAUGAACAUUCCGGUGAUUGAUGUGGACCCAGAGAAGGCUAGGGCAUGUGUUGUCCACGGUUCUGAACUCAGAGAUAUGACCACAGACAUGCUUGAUGAUGUCUUAAGGAACCACGCCGAAAUUGUGUUUGCCCGCACGUCACCCCAACAGAAGUUGAUCAUUGUGGAGGGUUGCCAGCGUCUAGGUAGCAUUGUGGCCGUGACUGGAGAUGGAGUCAAUGAUUCCCCUGCCCUCAAGAAAGCUGACAUCGGAAUUGCCAUGGGUAUUUCUGGUUCGGAUGUGUCCAAGCAAGCAGCUGACAUGAUUCUGCUGGAUGAUAAUUUUGCCUCUAUUGUGACUGGAGUGGAAGAAGGUCGUCUGAUCUUCGACAACCUCAAGAAAUCGAUUGCUUAUACCCUCACUUCCAACAUUCCUGAGGUUUCACCGUUUUUACUCUUCAUUUUGGCCGAUGUACCUCUACCUCUCGGGACAGUCACCAUCCUUUGCAUUGACUUGGGUACUGAUAUGGUUCCAGCAAUCUCUCUUGCUUACGAAGAACCUGAAUCGGACAUCAUGAAGCGUCAGCCCAGGAAUCCUUUCACGGACAAAUUAGUGAAUGAGCGAUUGAUUUCUAUGGCAUACGGUCAAAUCGGGAUGAUCCAGGCGGCAGCAGGAUUCCUCACAUACUUUGUCAUCAUGGCACAAAAUGGAUUCAAACCUUCUAGACUGCUUGGCAUCCGCCGCUAUUGGGAUUCUCACGGCGUCAAUGACCUUAUGGAUUCAUAUGGCCAGGAAUGGGUAAGAAACUGGGCCCUGAACUUCGCUCUCGUGUUUGAGACGUGCUUGGCUGCCAUUCUAUCCUAUACACCUGGUUUGGACAAGGCUCUACGCAUGUAUCCUCUCAAAAGCCACCUAUCCAUCUGUUCUUCCGCAUCUCUCCAUGGACUCCUCCCUUCAUACAUCUGGGAUCGCCUUCUCUUUAUUGUCUUCCUCUUCCAUGAAUCUUCUCAGAUCAAUCUCUCCCGAGCAAGGACUCAAGUGCUGAUGGGACGGCUCAAGUGCAAUACUCGAGAAGAAACAAUAGAUACUAUUACGGACUAUCGAUCUCGGAAUGGUGUCUCAUAA